Messenger RNA from Drosophila subobscura, 846 nucleotides. RefSeq lists its product as uncharacterized. The record is from RefSeq and is a predicted model, not a curated record. The coding region runs from base 51 to 611 and encodes 186 amino acids. Lineage: Eukaryota; Metazoa; Arthropoda; Insecta; Diptera; Drosophilidae. The transcript is spliced from 3 exons.
GCAAAAAUCGAUGUUACUGCCAGUCGAUUGCCAGUUUGUUUAGCUGCAAGAUGUCCGAAUUGCAGCAGCAGGAUCAGCAGAGCAGCAACAGCUACGAGCAGGAGUGCCAGCGGGCCGAGCUGCUGGGCCUGCAGGCGCCAGACAAGGAUGAGUUUGAACGCAGGCGGCAGGCGCGCCUGGAGCAGCAGCAGGCCGACCACGAUGCUGCCGAGGCAGUGCUGCUGGAGCAACAAGACGAAUCGCUGGGCAACGUCGGCGGCAAGCUGGGCGAACUGAAUAGCAUACUGUCCAGCACGCAGCAGAGACUGAAUCGUUUCAAGGAGACGGCCUGCGGCAGUCUAACCAACAUCUUUGCUCGACCCAACUCUGGAUCUGUAGAUCUUUCAGCAGCUGCAGGGGGACCGACAGUCGCCACUCAGGAAGAGCGUGCCCCUGUGCAGGACCAGCCGCGGCCACCGCCCACAGCGGCCGAGGUGAGUGCAGCGAAGGCGGCCAAGCAGCAGCGCAUGGACUCGCAGCUGGACAAGCUGGAUGCGUUAAUCAACAAGGCGGACAACGCCCACAUAGCCAUGGGCGAGCAGACGCAGCAGAUGCGACGCUUGGCCAAGUGAGGAAUCCGAGCUCUGAUCCGCUGGUCACCCUUUUAUCCUCUCCUUGGAUGAGUUUCUGUAGCUAAAGUUGAAGUUGAGUUACAACCCAAAAGCGUUUUCAAUCACAUGCGGAGGCGGACAGUGCGGGCAGGCAGACCACUCCCGCAUUUGGAUGGAUCUGCGCUCCUUAUUAAUGUCCUUCAUUGUUUCAUUUACCUCUAACAAUUAUUAUAAUCGUUGCAUUCAUUUUUUGUCU